UUUAAGGACUACUGCCUUAAACACAAGAUCCUAACCCUCUAUAUGCCCCCCUAUUUAUCGCACAUCCUCCAGCCACUUGAUGUGGUCUGCUUCUCACCACUAAAGCGCAGGUACUCCCAGCGCGUUAGAGACUUGGCACGCUGACGCCUCUUCUAUAUUAACAAAGAAGGCUUCCUCCCUGCCUUUAAGGACGCGUUUUUUAACAUGUUUACAGAGCAGAACUAUUAAAAGGCUUUUAAGGUAGCAGGGCUAGUCCUAAUUAAUGCGCAGGUUGUAUUAGAUUGCCUUAAAGUGCAGCUGCGUACCCUGCCAGAACCCCUCCUCCUAGAGACGCCAUGGCAGUCAAAGACUCUAAGCAAUACCUAUAAGUUUGGAUCUUAAUUAAAGCUUGUACGCAAUUCCUUUACUCGCUCGCCUGUUACAGCUCAGGCUGGUUUCUCACAGCUUAUAAAAGGUGGUGAGCUGAUGCUGCAUGAAAAUGCGCUUCAACGUGCUCGGAUCCAUGAGCUUGAAGAGCAAUUAGCAGAGAUGACCAAGCGAAAAUCGCGUAAGCGCAAGCGGAUUCAGCAGGGUGGUACUAUGGAGUAUGGGACUGCUGCAGCGCAGGUAGCUGCUGAGGCAUCUAUAGCGCCUCAGCGAUCCAAGAAGGCUCGUGGUGGUAGUGCUCUUUGGCGCUGUAGGAACUGCAGUAGGACUAGGCACAAUGCGCGAAUGUGCAAAAAGGAUAUAGAUGUGUCCUUAGAAUUAGAUGCUAGUACAACGUACGCAGGCUCCCUGUUUAAUAGCAAUGAAAUUGAGGAGUUGCAGCAUAGGUUGAGGCUGCCAAG
Messenger RNA from Didymella exigua CBS 183.55, 827 nucleotides. RefSeq lists its product as uncharacterized. The transcript is spliced from 2 exons. The record is from RefSeq and is a predicted model, not a curated record. The annotation marks the transcript as partial. Lineage: Eukaryota; Fungi; Ascomycota; Dothideomycetes; Pleosporales; Didymellaceae.